AUGUUCUCCAUAUUCCUUUCCCUCGUCAUCCCGCUUCUCUCGGUCUUCACCGUCUCUUCGAAUGCUCUACCGUCUUCACGAAACAUUAUCUCCAGCUCUCUGAGCCUGCCAAUUGUCCUCAAAACACUGCAUACGAACAACACGAGCCGGCAAGACCUUGCGAGUCCUGUGUCAUCUUAUAGCCCUGAUUGCAGUAUCUCAUACGGGCGCUACCUGAACCAAGCCAGCUGUAACAGUGCUCUAGCGAAGAUAUCCCAGGUCACAACCCCUAUAACUUUUGGAGAGAGAGGUACAGGAACUUGGGACGUCGUACUACCACGUCGAUAUCUCAGCGACGAUGGCCAAUGUGCCAUCGACGUGAAAGUCGAUCUCAACGGAGCACAGCGAGAUGUAUCCAACUACCUUCAAAUCACCAACGCUGCUAGUGCAGUGCUCCGUGAUUGUGUCCAAAUGCGACAGCCCAGCACGGGUGGACUUGUGACAAAUUUAGGUAUAAGGUACAGGUCCCUCUCGGCCGAAAUCAGUCGUUACUACCCGAAUGUCGAGUGUCGCGACCAAACGACAUCGGCGCCGCCAUCUUAUGAUUCCUGCAAAGAUAUACUCGACACCAUGCAGUGGUCAGAAAGCUUGACCAAUUUUGGCCUUCCGUGGCAGGUGCGUCUUGUUGCAGAGAUUCCGCUCUGUUGA
Letharia columbiana is the source of this 687-nucleotide messenger RNA. RefSeq lists its product as uncharacterized. NCBI's taxonomy places the organism in Eukaryota, Fungi, Ascomycota, Lecanoromycetes, Lecanorales, Parmeliaceae. The coding region runs from base 1 to 687 and encodes 228 amino acids. The record is from RefSeq and is a predicted model, not a curated record. The transcript has 3 exons.